Molecule: messenger RNA, 2063 nt
Organism: Closterium sp. NIES-67
Lineage: Eukaryota; Viridiplantae; Streptophyta; Zygnematophyceae; Desmidiales; Closteriaceae
Source: the annotation of a GenBank genome assembly
CACUUGAUGAGGUGGUGAUGGAUGUGGUGGGCCCCUUGAAGCUUGGAGCUACUGGAGCAGAGUACUUCCUCACCAUUGUGGACGUCUACACUCGCAUGACUUGGGUGUAUGUGCUGCCCAAGAAGAGUGACGUAGCUGAAACGGUGAAGACCGAUUGGUUGCCGAUGGUGGAGCAGCAACAAGACCGACUUGUGAAGGCGAUUCGCACUGACCGUGGGGGAGAGUUCUUGAGCAAGGAAUUCUCAACUUGGCUGAAGAAUCAGGGUAUAAGGCACUCUCUUACCAUGACCUACUCUCCUGCAAUGAACGGCAUCGCCGAGCGUGCGAAUCGGACACUCACGGAGACGGCUCGGGGACUUCUCAUUGAAGCCGGUCUUCCCAAUUACUUCUGGCCGGAUGCGGUGCGGCAUGCUUCUGUGGCCAAGAACAGAGCCUUGACUCAUGUGGGAGAAGAUAAAUGGGUGCCCUAUGUGGAGUGGAUUGGAAGGAAGCCGAAGGUGGAUAUGCUUCGGGUGUUCGGGUGCAUGUGCAUGGCACUUGUGCCUAAGAAACUUCGGCACAACAAGCUUGAUGCCAAGGCAACAUGGGACGUGCACCUGGGAUGGCUCAAAACAGCAAGGGAUGGCUUCUUUGGGACCCAUUUACCAAGAAGUUCUUGGUGAGCAGAGAUUGCAAGUUCAUGGAGAACUUACCGUACAAGGAGUGGAAGGCGGAGAAUCAAGCGAAGAUUGGUGUGCGGCUUGGAGAGGUGAAGAGUAACGGCUUGGAGCAUGUGGAGCUGCCCUUGGAGCUGAGUAGCAGCAGCACAGUCACGAGGCAAUCUCCUCAAAUGAAUGGGGAUGAGGAGGAGGAGGAGGUGCAGCAAGGCGAUGGUGCGGAAGAUGAAAGCGAGGAGUGCGCCUUUGCCUUCUUCUCUCCGGUGGAGAUGCCGGGGGAGCCUACAAAUCCCAAGGAGGCUUGGGAGGGCCCCAAUGGGAAGGAGUGGAAGAAGGCCUCAGAUGAAGAAAUGAGGAGCAUCAUAGAGAACGACACAUUUGACUUUGAGGUGAUGCUGAAGCUUCAAGACAAGUUCAAGUGCAAGACCCUUGGUGACGUCAACUACUAUCUUGGGCUUCACAUUGAGCGAGAUGUGGAGAAGCGGUGGAUGCGAGUGCAUCAAAAGAAGUACUUGGAGGCCUUGGCUGUAAAAUUUGGGAAGAGUGAAGGUCAUGUGGCUACUCCUCUUCCCUCAGGGUUCAAGUGUGUGAAAGGACCAGCGGAGGAAAGUGUUGGUGAAGAGAAGAGGCACCGUUUUCACUCCUUGGUGGGCAGCCUCAUGUAUGCGGCCGUUCACACAAGGCCAGAUGCAGCCUUUGCUACCGGGCAGCUGGCUAGGGUUGUCCAAUGCCCUAAUGAAGAGCAGGCAGCUGCUAGAGAGAGGGUGGCCAAGUACCUUGGCCAAACAGCAACUGUUGGACUGCAAUACUCCGCGGCGGCACAAAGGUAUCAAAAGGGUGCGGAUGGAGUCGAACCCGGGAGGCUCGUUCUCACUGCCUUCUCUGAUGCAUCUUGGGCAUCAGAACCAGAGGACAUGACAAGUGUGGGAGGUUUCAUCUGCUAUGUUGGUGGAGGGCCAACAGCUUGGGAGACUGAUAUGAUGACCAAGAGGCUGGUUGAGCAGCAGCAUUGGAAGUGUUGCAAGCUUGCUGGGAUGGCUCUGAACUAAGGGGAGCAGAUUCUAAGGCCAACAAUCCGAGGGGGAGUUUGUUGGUGCAACCCUAUGGCUUGCACUCGGCUUGUCGUCCUUGUUUGUGUGUGUGCAUGCAUGGCAUGGAAUGAAUUGUGAGUCUAUGUCAUUGCUAUCCAGUGCUUGUGUGUGUGCUUGAAUGGUGUAUCACAAUGUGGUUUGUGUCGGUCAAGACAUUAGCGACCCCUUGGAGGGUUGGUUUCGAGACUCUUCAUGGUUGGGGACUCUGUGGUGGUGUACCACCAACCUGGACCUCGGCUCUUGGGGUAUGUAGAGGCUGGAAACCAUCUCCCUCUCGAACUCUUUUUGCUAUGUUUGUACUCCUAAGACUAUAGUG